AUGAAAUUUAUUUGUUUACUCUUCACCUAUUUGUAUGCAAUAUUUAUUUUGAUUCAGCUAAUAGAUUCGACAACCGUUUUGUCAUCGUUGAAACGCGAAGUACGAUUUACCGUAUUUGAACUUGUCAGCGUAAACAAAACGGUUGCAACGAUUCAGAGAGCAACAUUUAAACAGUUUUAUGAUAAACAAAUGCUAUUUGUACAUGCUUUGGUUCACGAAAGUAUUUCAGAUUUGGAGGUAACUUUUAGUGUAUCUAAAUGUAAAGAACAUUUCAUCGAUUGUGUCAAUGUUGUAUCGUAUGAGAUUCAGAACGUGUGUUCAAAAUUAAAAUUACUUACACAAUUUAGUGACGAUAAAACAUCAAACAGCCAGUUUUUAUCAUGUCCUUUAAUGGGUGAUUACGACUUCAAAAAUGUAUCGAUCGAAGCUAACAAGUUUGGAACCAUGUUUAGUUUUCCUACUGAUAAAUGGUGGGAAAAUUAUUGGAAAUUCAAAGUUACGUCUUACACUAAAGGUAAACAAGUAUCAUUGGUUGAUGCGUAUGUAGAUUUUUAUUUUAUAGAAUUUCGAAGCCGAAAUCGUCCACUCAAAAACUAAUAAUAACAAUUUGACAUUAUUAAUAAUUAAGUACUGAAUAAAAAUAGAACUUCCAUCAAAAUGAAUCUAA
Molecule: messenger RNA, 667 nt
Organism: Myzus persicae (green peach aphid)
Lineage: Eukaryota; Metazoa; Arthropoda; Insecta; Hemiptera; Aphididae
Exons: 4
Coding region: 1-597 (198 amino acids)
Source: RefSeq, a predicted model, not a curated record